Pieris macdunnoughi is the source of this 11457-nucleotide messenger RNA. Lineage: Eukaryota; Metazoa; Arthropoda; Insecta; Lepidoptera; Pieridae. The record is from the annotation of a GenBank genome assembly.
AUGUUCUCAUACACAGUAUUAGCUGUUGUGGACAUAGAAUCUUGUGGUGUCGACUAUUUCCGCUGCAAUAAUGGAAAAUGCGUAGAAGGUUAUCGACGCUGUGAUCGCGUGGUAGAUUGUCCAGAUGGAGAAGAUGAAGUUGCCUGUGACUGCCGGCCUGAUGAAUUCCAGUGUCAAGAUGAUGGGUCCUGUAUAGAAAGCAGAAAGCGUUGUGAUGGUAUCAAUCAUUGUAGAGAUGGGUCGGAUGAAAACCAGUGCACAGCAAAGGGAUACUUUAGAUGCAGAGGUGGCAAGUUAAUACCCGAAAAUGCGAGAUGCAAUCGUCGAUACGAUUGUGAUCCUGGAGAUUAUAGCGAUGAACAAAAUUGUCCAUGUGGUGACGACGACUUCAAAUGUGACAAUGGCUACUGCAUUCCCAGAUCUAAACAAUGUGACAGAACGCAUGACUGUCAGGAUGGUUCUGAUGAACGACAUUGCACUUAUGGCUCCAUAUGCAUGGCUUAUCAGUAUAAGUGUUCGAGCGGACAAUGUAUUAAGGCUGAAGCUAGGUGCAAUGGGACUGUGGAGUGUGAUGAUGGUUCUGACGAAAAGAAUUGCCCUUGUAAAAGAGGUCAAUUCCAAUGCCGAGACGGCUCUUGUAUUAAUAUUGCUCAACGAUGUAAUGGUCUCAGAGACUGUCGACCUAGUGGUGAAGAUGAAAACAACUGCGAUGUCGAACGUUGCUCUUCAGAGAGUUUUACUUGCGACCGUGGUUCCAGUGUUCCCUGUGCCACUCGUUGUGACAAUAAUCCCGAAUGCGACAAUGGUGAAGAUGAAGAUGGUUGUCCUGAUUGCGCUCACAAAUGCGACGGCAGGUGCAUAGAUGAAACUCUAAUAUGCGACGGCGUCUCCGACUGCUCUGAUUCUUCGGAUGAGAUCGACUGUAACACUUGCGAUGGACCGAACGACUUCAGAUGUAGAAAUGGUGAAUGCAUUAAAGCUUCUCAGCGCUGUAACUCAGUCGAGGAAUGCUCCGAUGCAAGUGACGAGUUACAAUGUAACGAUACGAUGACAACUGGACCAAUCACUUGCAAUGAAGACCAAUACCAGUGCCGAAACGGUUUUUGCAUAGACAUGCAAUUCUUUUGCGACAGAAAUCCAGACUGUACCGACAACUCCGAUGAAGAAAACUGCCCAUGGUUCAUGAUGAGGCCGUCCCGAUCACCGAUACAGACGACAACGUGCCAAGAAUCUGAAUUUACGUGUUACGAUGGCAAGUGCAUACCACACAUCCGAAGAUGCGACAAUUUUUACGAUUGUAUGGACUUCUCUGAUGAACAAAACUGUUACAACUCUGCAUGUGAUGACGGUUACUGGCAAUGCCGAACUGGGCAGUGCAUCCGAGACUCAGAACACUGCGACGGAACCUAUCAUUGCAGUGAUGGUUCCGAUGAAAACAAUUGUCCCACUACAUACGGACCCUUUACCACUGCUUAUCCCUAUACUCAACCGCCACCGACACAGCCUCCGCGCUACUUCACAACUACUUCUGCACCGUUCUUAAACCCAUAUGUGCCUGACAAUCGAGUAGGGGAAUGUAAAAGACAUCAAUGGCGUUGCGAAAACGGACCGUGUAUAAACAAGAACCAACGAUGUGAUGGGCAUGUGGAUUGUCCGAAAGAUGGCAGUGAUGAAUUCGACUGUCCAGCAGGCAGCCCCAUAGCACUCAAUUUGAAGACUUAUCCCGUGGAACAAACAGUGCGAAACGGUGGUGAUGUGGUUUUCUCUUGCCGAGACGAAGGUCCCAUCAGAGCUCCAGUGAGAUGGGUUAGGGAAGGAGGCAGAUCCCUCAAACCCGGUUCGGUGGACAGAAACGGUCGUCUUGAAAUGAACCACGUGACGAUGGGCGAUAGCGGUAUCUACAUGUGUCAAGCGCCUAGAUAUUUGGGCUCUCCUGGUUCCGAAGUGAGGGUUACUCUUGUCGUCGAAAGACCUUCUGCUACUAUCCGACCUCCAUUCAUUACAUGUCAGUUUGACGAAGCAACGUGUGGUAAUGGACAGUGUAUACCAAAGACAGCUGUCUGUGACCGUAAAAUCGACUGCGAUGACGGAUCAGAUGAAGACACUUGUGGUCAAAACGGACUAUGUCAACCAAACGAGUACCAGUGCGCGAAUCACAAGUGUGUGUUAAAAACUUGGUUCUGCGACUCUGACGAUGACUGUGGUGAUGGUUCGGAUGAAAUCAACUGUCCCACUGUCGAUCCUCACCAAAACUGUAGUCGAGUAGAAUUCGCGUGUACUAGCAAUGACCAAUGUAUUCCGAGAAGCUUUCAUUGUGAUGGACAGAGUGAUUGUAUUGAUAAAUCCGAUGAGACAGGAUGCGCUCCCGUUCACGUCACUCGACCACCUGCACCAUCAAAUGUAAGACUGAAUCCCGGUGACACCUUAACGCUUGUUUGCGAAGCCGUUGGCGUGCCUACGCCUCUUAUAUCCUGGAGGUUGAACUGGGGCCAUGUGCCACAAAAGUGUACAUCCACCAGUGAAAAAGGAAUUGGUAGACUCACAUGUUCAAACAUGCAGCCCGAAGACAGUGGCGCAUACUCUUGUGAAGCUAUCAACAAUAGUGGGACGGUAUUUGCUAUACCAGAUGCUAUUGUGUACGUUAAUAGAACUGAAGCUCUAUGUCCAGCCGGAUAUUUCAAUAGCGAGGCUCGCUCUCAAAACGAAUGCAUCCGAUGCUUCUGUUUCGGAGAAUCAACAACUUGCAAGAGCGCAGAUCUCUUCACAUACAAUAUGCCAACUCCGCUCGGUGAAGGUGGUACUAGGCUUAUUGGCGUGAGACAGUCCUACAACGGUGAUGUACAGAUUGACAAACAACAGACGAUCAACAAUCAGUAUUACUACCAACCACUAAGGAAUGGAGCAACGGUAACCAAAUUAGCAGACUACAGCCCUGCCGGGUCAAGAACUUCGGGGUCCCAUCCCUACUUGACCCUACCAGAAAGCUACAAUGGGAACCAACUCACUUCCUACGGUGGCCAUAUCAAAUAUAGAUUGUCGCCACACAACCCUCAACCUUAUGGCUAUAAUGACAUUGUACCUGACGUCGUUAUAAUAGGAAAAUAUCAAAGCCUUGUACAUCAAUUUCGGGGAGAUCGUGGAAGGGACUUGGUGGUUGACGCCCGCCUGACUCCGGAUAACUGGAUGAAACCAAGCCCUCGCGGUUUGAUUGCAGUCACUAGAGAGGACAUUAUGAUGGCGUUGGAUGACAUAGAAAUGAUCUUAGUCCGCGCUGACUUAAACAACGCUGGCGUAAACAUAACUGAUUUUACUAUGGAAUCUGCUCAGCACAUCAAUGUUGGUCUCGGCUCUGCAAGUUUGGUCGAAGAAUGUAGCUGUCCUCCAGGAUAUGAAGGCCUCUCCUGUCAGAAAUGUGCAUCAGGCUUCGCGCGAGAGAGAAAUGGUCCGUGGUUGGGAUCGUGUGUCCCCAAGCGCGCUUGUCCUCCUGGAACUUAUGGAGACCCUAACAGUGGUGGAGACUGCAGACCUUGCCCCUGCCCUCUUACUAAUAGAGAUAACCAGUUCGCUAGAACAUGUUCACUCGGACCCAGUGGAAUUGUUAUUUGCGACUGCAAUCCAGGCUACGAAGGAAAUGACUGCAGCCGCUGUGCUCCUAACUAUUUCGGAAAUCCUCUGAUCCCUGGUGACUCUUGCAAACCAAGACCGUCAGAUAACUGCAAUGGUCUGGGUACUGCUCAAGUUCGCUUACCAGAUGAAUGUGUUUGCAAAGACAACGUUCAAGGAAGAUACUGUGAUCAAUGUAAAGCUGGAACAUUCUUCCUUUCUCACGAUUUCAGAGAUGGAUGCGCCUCAUGUUUCUGUUCGGGUGUAUCCCAACAGUGUAUGAGCAGCAAUUUACGCAGGAAAACCACUAUUGUUCGUUUCAACGUACCACAAAUAGUAGGACAAGUAAAAUUGUACAAGAGUGCUCCCUUCGGUACCGGAGGUACAGUUAGGUACAAUGCACCAAUUGAGACCGAUGCCCAACCGGAGUUGUUCAGAGGCGAAAUGAGUCUAAGCAGCUUUGAUAGAACGCAGCCAUCUAUUUACUAUUGGAGUCUACCGCCGAGUUUUGCGGGAGAUAAAGUUACUUCCUACGGUGGAUUUUUGAAUUACGAACUGCGGCACGUGCCUACUCCUGGAGGCCAAGGAUCGAGAAACAACGCUGCUGAUGUUCAGCUUAUAAGUGACAAUAGUCUGACUUUCAACUACUUUGGAAGCUUUGCGCCGAAUGGUGACGGAUACUUGAACGCCAGUCUACAACUCCUGGAAAAAGGAUGGCAAAGGCCUGAUGGUAAAGAAGUAUCGCGGGAGCACUUCCUUUUAGCUUUAGCAGACGUUAAGACGAUUUUGAUCAAAGCCACAUACACAACCAAUACUGAGGUAGCAUCCGUUGUUAGUGCGAGCAUUGAAACAGCGGAGUCUGGUGGAGAUGGGCCAUUGGCCCAACAUGUCGAACAAUGUGUUUGUCCUGGAGGCUACAUGGGAACAUCUUGUGAAGACUGUGCUCCUGGAUACACUAGAAUAUCAAGUGGCUUAUAUUUGGAGCAUUGUGGACCGUGUGAAUGCAAUGGACACUCAAGCAUGUGCCACCCGGAAUCGGGCGUUUGUUACGAUUGUGCCGAUAACACCGCUGGAGCCAACUGUGAGGACUGUAAGGAAGGAUAUGAAAGGGAUAUUUACAAUAACUGUGUUCUCCGUAGUUCUAACACGCCAGCUCCAUGCAAUUGCGAUCCCCGCGGAGAAGAAAUUCCCUGUGAUGGGUCUGGAUAUUGUACGUGCAAGCAAAAUGUAGAGGGCGAUACAUGCGGUCGUUGCAGGGUGGGCACGUUUGGACUCGAUGCUGCUAAUCCACUCGGUUGCUUGUCAUGUUAUUGCUCUGGAGUCACCAACAACUGUCACGAGGCAAGUCACUACGCAAGAAUACCAAUCGCGGCUCCUAUAUUUGGUGAGAACUACGGAGGUUACACGCUUACUGACUUGAAUGGACAAUUGGUUAUCAACGAUCAAUUCGUACCUGCCCCCGAUGAAAGUGAACUCAUGUACAUGUUCUCAUCUCCUCCUCAAGAAGAAUUAUACUGGUCUUUGCCGGUCUUCCCGGGUAACCGAGUUCUCUCAUACGGCGGUACAUUGUCACUAACGCAGAAGUUCCAAACUGGCGGAUAUGCUGAAGAAUCUGUACCUGGAAAUGACGUCAUCUUCAUUGGUGAUGAGAUCUCUAUAUACUGGUCAAACCCAACACCUAUUAGAUCUGGUGAAUCAUUGAGUUACCAAGUGCCUCUUCAGGAAAGUGGCUGGUUCAUUCUGAACACACCAACACCAGCGAGCCGUCGGGACUUCAUGAGUGUCUUGAAAAACCUUCGCCGUGUACUGGUCAGGGCGACGCUAUCUGAUGAACUCUUGUCUACGGCAAUUGCUGACGUGUCUAUGGAUACCGCAUCAGAGCUCUCCGACUCAUCUUCCCCUGUUGCUAAGAGUGUUGAGAUUUGUAUUUGUCCGGAAGGGUACUCAGGAACAAGUUGUGAAAUAUGUAAUGCUGGAUAUUACAAGGAUCAGAAUGGCCAGUGCAAGCAAUGCAAUUGCAAUGGGCACGACUGUCAGCUGAAUAGCUACGACGAACUCAUCUGCAACUGCCGUCCGCCCUACAUAGGACCAGAUUGCUCGACCGUCGGCGUUAUCAUGGAACUUCAUCCGAAAAUACAUGAAGACUACCAUAACUCCAUAUUUGUCGAAGUAAUAUUAACGUGCAAAUACCGAGCUCCCGAGCCUCUAACAAUAAAAUUCUUCCGAGCUGGAAUAGAAAUAAAACCAGAAAAGUUAUAUAACGAAUCAAAGCUUUACAACGAUGGUUGGCGGGGAGAGCAUAGCGUACGCACUACGUGGAAUACUAUGUUAGAAGGAGACAUAUACGAAUGCCGAACUUUUACUAAAGGCGGUUUCACUCUUGGGGUUUUAACAACUACUCUACCAGAGAAAGGUGGUGAGCCCAGCGUUGAUCAGACAACAAGACCAGUUCCACCUCAAAGCACUGUAACAGUGACCAUUACAAGUCCAACUAUUAAAAUAGAGGAAGUGGGAAGUACAGUUAAUUUCACAUGUCAGGCCCAAAGCAUCAAUGUCCGAGGCCCACUAAUUGUUAACUGGUAUAAGUCUGACGGGGAUCUACCACAGGACAGGACGCAAUUCGAUCAAGACUCCGGAAUGCUUCGUAUAACCAACCUGCAAGUCUCCGACAGUGGAAAGUAUAUAUGUCAAACGAGCGAUGGAGUUUCCACGAACCAAGCUUUCGCGACACUCAAAGUACCAGGCAAUGAUAUGAGACUACCAACUGUAUCUAUCAGCCCGCCAAUAGCGGAAUACUACGAAGGUGACAGGAUCGAACUAACUUGUUCCACAACUGGCAACCCUGCACCAAGAAUCACAUGGCAGAGAGCAUACAACCGGCCACUACCUCGAACAACUCAAAGAUAUGACGCUUUAUUGGUUAUUGAAAAUGCAAGACAGGACGAUUCAGGCGAAUACAGGUGUAUCGCAUCAAACGCAGCUGGAACCAGGGACAGAACAGCAGUUGUGACAAUCCGCCAAAGACCUUCACGGCCAUCUUAUCAAGAAUUGACUGUGUCUACUCAAACUCCGACUGUCGAUGAGGGUAGAAGCAUUACAGUCGUGUGCACUGGAACUACUAAUGUGCCAGCUGGAGCCAUUAAUUGGGUCAGACAAGACGGUACUGAUUUCUUACCAAACGUACGCUCCGAUAGUGGUGUUUUGUACAUUGAUUAUGCUCGACUCGAAAACUCUGGAGUUUACAUCUGCCAAACGUCAGCCUUUGGUGUUAAUCCAACCUUAAUUACUCUUGAAGUAAGACCGCAAGGUCCGCCCGUAGAAACAUCAAAUAUCACCCUCUCUGUCGACCAUCUCAGAAUUCCAACUGGUGGGAGCGGAACAAUAGAAUGCACUCCCCAAGGAUAUCCAGUACCACUUAUUAAAUGGACUAAGCAUCAAGAUUCAUUUGGUCUUGGUACCAGCCAACGCGAGAAUACUCUUAUAAUAAGUAACGCCCAAGACAGCGACCAGGGUUACUACCUUUGUGAGGGAUCAGUGGAGGGAGUGCCUAUUAUCAGCACUUAUGUCUAUGUGGAGAUUGAAAAACGCGAGGCUCCACGUUUAGAAAUAUAUCCACAAGGAGAAAACUACGUUACAUUAGGCAACCAAUUUCAAAUACACUGCCGUGUUACCGGUGGCAUUCCUUCACCAGUUAUAACUUGGGACAAGAAUAGAGGACAGUUGUCACCGCACGUAGAAAUUCAACAGAAUAACAAUGUUCUAAGUUUCCAAACAGUAGAAGUCAAUGACGAAGGCACCUACACAUGUACAGCAACCAACGAAGCUGGAUCAACAAGCGCGAGCGCAACUGUAAAAGUUAGGUCUCCACCGGAAAUAACUAUCACUCCAAGCAAUUUUAUUCAAGUGAUAAAGGGAGACAAGGUUGAUGUCGAAUGUAGGGCAGAUGGAUACCCGGAGCCAAUGGUGUCUAUUAAAUUAUCUGAUCGUGAAUUCGUGUCUCCAUCACCUAGAAUCGCUGUGUUGUCAAUAUCCUAUGUGAAUGAAAGGCAUGAGGGUGACUACACAUGUAUUGCUACCUCUGCUGCUGGUACUGUCGAAGAACAGUUCGCUAUUCGAGUUGAAAGGGGUGACGGAGGCUUUGGGAAUGAUGUAGAAGGCAGUGGUGAAGACAGCAUUGGGUCAGAGUAUCAACCAGAUUUUGAUGAAAACGCACCGAGUAAUAUGGUAGCCAUUGAAGGACAAGAAAGUCGUCUUGGGUGCAAUGCGUCGAAGGAGUUCCAAGUUGUUUGGGGACGAGCUGACAGAAGCCCACUUCAAUUCAACGCUAGACAAUAUGGUUCCGAGCUUAUCAUUUACAACACAUCAAAAGCAGACUCUGGCAGAUACGAAUGCACAUUGAUAAACCAACGUACGAACGAAGUACAGCAAUCUGUGUACACAAGUUUGCAAGUGAUGGCCGCUCCCAGGAUCACUUUGAGGCCUCCAUCACAAAUAGUACACCCAGGACAAUCACCAACAGUCGAGUGUGUCGUUGAAGGAGACGAUAUUAUUAGCAUUUCAUGGAGACCAGUUGAUCGGUUACCUUCAAGCCGCGUAGAGAUCCGUGAUUCCACCUUAUUGUUCCGUCAAAUUGAGGUUGAGGAUGCUGGAAAAUACGAAUGUUUUGCAAUGAACAGAUUGGCUAAUGCAACUGCGAUAGCUGAGGUUAUUGUUAACGAAGAAGCCGAUCGUGCACCGUCGAAGUCGCAUGAUAACGAACAAUUCGCACACGUUGGAGCCGCUGUUCAUCUGAGCUGCAAUGUCACUCAGCCCGGAAUGAAAAUAAGAUGGAACAAAGAUGGCAGAACCCUACCACGCACCGUAACUCAGAAGACAGAUGGAUCUCUAUUCAUUAGACUUGCUCAGAAAACAGACAGUGGCCGCUAUGUUUGUAUCAUUUGGGACGGCUAUGGACGACAAACUAGCAAUUACAUCAACCUUCACAUAGAGGGUGUUGAAUGCUCACCAUCAGAGUUUCAUUGUUAUGACGACAGUGCUUGUAUUCACGAGGACUUAAUUUGCGAUGGAUAUGAUAAUUGUUUGGAUGGUAGCGAUGAAAAUAACUGCAUAUUAAGAGAAAAAAGACUAUUGCAGCCGCAUUCGGAUCCACGUCGAACUGGAACUCGUGACGAAACACCGGCCUUAGUUUUAAUCGAUCAGCCACGGAGACCUUUUAGGGUUAGAGAAAAAGUGGAAGUCCUUUGCAGAGCAAGAUCUAGGAAUAUCAGAGUUUCAUGGGAGAGAUAUAAUACAAACCAAUACGUAGAAACAAGGACCUAUGGCGAUGGAUCGCUAUUGCUGAUACCUAAUGUUGAGCAAUCCGAUGCUGACGUAUACAGAUGUACUGGAAUUGACCCCUAUGGAAGACAAUCUUCGGAUGAUUUCGUACUUGAAGUUGUGCCAGUGUCUGAUACAAAACCAUACCCCAUAAAUGAUGAUGAUACCAUGUACACUGCACGCUUGGGUGAUACGAUUGACUUGCCAUGCACCAGCAAUUUACAAGAACCCGUAGUUAUUACAUGGGGACGUGAAUUUUCACCACUACCAGCCGGUGUUGGGCUAAAUGAGCGGAGCCUUCACAUAGACAGUGUGACUGAAGCCGAUGCUGGGACCUAUGUGUGUCAUGUGAGGAACAACGUAGGUCGUGUUAAGACAAGAGCUACUCUACGCGUCAUUGGCAUUGUACCCAAAUUAAAUGGCGAUGGAUGGCUGGCUCUACCUACCUUGAAGGAUGCAUACAUGCAGUUUGAAAUUGAGGUCUCCUUCAAACCUGCUGAUCCAAACGGAAUAAUACUCUACAACAGUCAAAAAGAAGACGGAACAGGACACUACUUGGUCUUGCAAUUAGUCGAUGGUGUACCACAAUUUACCCUCAAGUUUGAUGCAGCUGAUGCCUUAGUGACUAGGGGCGAUAGGCCACUUACCCUUAACGCUUGGCAUACAAUUCGCCUCAGACGAAGUGGAUCUAAAGUUACCAUGGAUGUGGACAACACGGGACCAUUCUCAGCGGAAUCAUCAAUUCAGUACCAGACCUUGGAUCUAUAUGCACCAUUAUACAUUGGUAAUGCACCACAACAACGACCAUAUGAACUUGAAACUACUUCAGGAUUCGUAGGUUGCGUAAGCAUGUUAAUACUUGGCAAGGAAGAAAAGAAUAUAAUGGCAGAUAGCAUAGAAAGAAACAAUGUCUACGAAUGCGACUCCUGUACACCAAAUCUAUGCCUCAAUAGCGGCGUGUGUCAGGAAGCACGCAAUGAACGCGGCUACAGAUGCCUUUGUCCUGGCGGUUUUGCUGGUCAAAACUGUGACAAGACCGGCGAAGCCUGCCGCCCAGGGUUGUGUGGACCAGGCAAAUGUACGGACACCGCCGAUGGCUACAGAUGCGCAUGUCCUGUCACUUAUGCUGGAAGAAAUUGCGACGUUAGGCAAAAUAUCGAAUAUCCAGCAUUUACGGGUAGCGCAUUCUUAGCGAUCAAACCGCCUCAAACUUCACGUUAUCUCAAAAUGUCUAUGAAGAUCAAGCCAAAACCACCUGUGACUGAUGGUAUUAUAAUGUACUGCGCACAAUCACCUAGAGGCUAUGGUGGAUUCACAUCACUCACAGUUCGUGAUGGACACUUGGAGUUCAGAUACGACCUUGGCGACAAUACCGACCCUGUGGUACUGACAAGUAACAAGACCCUUCAAGCUAACUCAUGGACAUCAGUUCAAAUUAUUAGAAGCGGCGAUUUAGUCUCGUUGACAGUAGAUAUGAUCCAUAGCUACAAUCAUAAGCUGACAUCACCUAGGUAUCUGAGCUUGGAAACACCAUUGUUCGUGGGCGGCGUUGACGACUCUGUCGUUCUCAACAACAAUACUGGUGUCGUUGGGGGCUUUAGCGGAUGCAUCAAGGAUGUCAAACUGCAAGGAGAUGACUUGAACUUAAUAAAUUCGUCAAUUCAAUCAGCAAAUGUUCAGGAAUGCGUCAACUACGAUCGUGGAGACAUACCAGAUGUUGAGAGCAUAUGUUCUCAAUGUCGCAAUGGUGGCUAUUGUCUGAACGCUGACUCGACGUACUGCACUUGUCCGUCUGGCUUCUCCGGCCAAUACUGCGAGUACAGGGUGCCUCUGAGUUCUCAAAGACAGCCCGUGAACAACCCUUGCGCAGCUCUGCCGUGCAGAAAUGGUGGGACGUGUAAAAGCGAUUUCUCAGCCCGAAUGAAUUAUACAUGUGACUGCCCCUUGGGAUACGCGGGUCAAGGUUGCCAAAUGCAAUUAGAACUACUGCAAAGCGUCGGCUUUAAUGGUAACGGUUACUUAGAACUACCAGCCAGUUAUUUGAGAUACGAUCAGUUGGAACUGGAACCGGCAGUAAUCGCACUUGCUAUCCACACAACGAACGAUGGAGUCCUCCUGUACCAACGGGAAGCUAAACUUAGAAGUGGAGGAGACUACAUAUUAAUUAAGGUCAAUAGAGGCCUUGUGGAGAUGGAAUGGGAUACGGGCAGUGGACUGAACAGUAUACUUAUUGAUGGAGUAACCGUAAUUGAUGGAGAGAGACACGGAGUGAUUGCCAAGUUCUACGCUGGUAACCACGUUGAAUUGACAGUGGACGGUGUCUCUAAAUCCAAAACGACCAAUGGUAUCUCCAAUGUCAUGAACGCUGAUUCGAAUAUUUAUAUUGGUGGUAUUCCUGAGAGUUGGAGUGCGGAAUAUGACUAUUACCAAGGUCUAACUGGCUGCAUAGAGCAAGUAGAAUUCACUGAUAUCACGCGAGGGCUUCAGUUGGGCAAGGUCGCUGUAGCUGGCAGAAACACACAACGAUGCAAAGAGUAA